This is a messenger RNA of Elaeis guineensis (African oil palm), 1571 nucleotides long. RefSeq names its product glycosyltransferase BC10. The record is from RefSeq and is a predicted model, not a curated record. Gene Ontology annotation, molecular function: glycosyltransferase activity. NCBI's taxonomy places the organism in Eukaryota, Viridiplantae, Streptophyta, Magnoliopsida, Arecales, Arecaceae. Gene Ontology annotation, cellular component: membrane.
AUGAAGCCGGUAUUGAAGAGCAAAAUGGCCGACGAGGAGGGAGAUUACUUCCCCCCGACACCAAGGAAGGGCUGGUCGAUCGGUCUGAUGAAGUUCGUCUCCCUUCUGGUUGUUUUCAUGGCAGGGGCGGUGCUGGGCCUGUCGGUGAGCGCCCAUUUCCACAAGUACUUCAGCUCCCAGGCCGAUCUCUUCUUUCCGAGGACCCUGUACACGGCGACUUGCGACAGGGAUUGCAUGAGCAUCAAGAGCUUCGUGAAUCCGUCCCAUUUGAUGCACGCCAUGACCGACGACAAGCUCUUCUGGCGGGCGACGAUGGUGCCCAAGAUGGAGGAUUACCCCUUCGAGAGGGUCCCCAAGGUGGCUUUCAUGUUCCUCACACGGGGGCCUCUGCCGUUUGUGCGGCUGUGGGAUAAGUUCUUCAAAGGCCAUGAGGGCUUGUAUUCCGUCUAUGUGCAUGCGCUUCCUGACUACAAGCUCAAUGUCUCGGAGGAUUCUGCUUUCUAUGGCCGCCAAAUCCCCAGCUUGGAAGUUUCAUGGGGUUCGGUUACUCUGGUAGAUGCAGAGAAGCGUCUCUUGGCCAAUGCUCUCUUGGAUUUCUCCAAUGAGCGGUUUGUUUUGCUCUCGGAGAGUUGCAUACCAAUAUACAAUUUCCCUGCUGUUUAUGAGUACCUCAUAAACUCACACCACAGCUUUGUUGAGUCCUAUGAUGAGGAUUCGCUGCAGGGCCGUGGCCGUUACAGACGUGGCAUGUCCCCUCAUAUCAAACUCUAUCAAUGGAGAAAAGGUUCUGAGUGGUUCGAGCUCAACCGUGAAUUGGCUGUGACUAUAGUUGCAGACUACAAGUACUAUGCCAUCUUCAGGAAACACUGUAAGCCUUCUUGCUAUCCUGAUGAGCACUACAUCCCAACUUACCUGAAUAUGUUCCAUGGAUCUCUGAAUGCGAACCGGAGCUUGACAUGGGUUGAUUGGUCAAGGGGAGGCCCUCACCCAGCGAGAUAUGGUGCUUCAAAUGUUACACCGGAGUUUAUUCAGGCAUUAAGAAAUAAUGGGACCUUCUGUAUGUACAAUUCGAGGCCGACUUCUAUUUGUUUCCUCUUUGCAAGGAAGUUUGCUCCAAAUGCAUUGGAACCUCUACUCAACCUCACUUCAACAGUAAUGGGUUUCUGACUGACUUUGUUUGGCAUGCUGAUUUAUUGCCUUCAGGAGAUACUCCAUUCACUUCUCAGUGAUCAGGGAGGAAUUAUUCUGACACUACCACCAGGGCAUCCUUGCUGCCUCUGGAUUUUGACUAGAGGCGAGUCUCGGAUUAUUUUUUCUGAUGGACGGUGUAGCAGAUUAUGUGGUAGGCAGUCCAGAAGUUGCUUAAUGGAGGAUGUGAAGGUGCCAGACACGGAGCUUCAAUUUCUUAUUCCAUAUCCUCAGUUAAUUUUGGUUUGGUACAAGAGAUAUUGUAAUGCAUUUGUUCAGAUACUCAUCUGUAAAUAUGAAUUCAUCAUUCGUUUUGUCAUUUUAAGUUCAACAAUGCCAUUGGGUUUUUAUCUCCUCGAUGUUGGUAGCAGCUUAAAUAUUUC